AUGAGCCAGAAUCGUAGUUCAUCGUUUUCGUCCUCAACAACAUCAUCUUUGGCCAAGCGCAAUGCACCUGCAUCUGCAUCAUCCUCAAACAACAACGCCAAGAAGGUUUUGGCUAAGAAGCGAGCACCUCUCACUAACCUCACCAAUCACAUUGCUCCUCCACGCAACUCAGCCCAAUCAUCUUCUUUGGUACCAUGCGGAACUAAAGUUGCAAAGACCAAGAAAGAGCCUCUAGCAUGCACAACUAGCUCAGCAAUUUCCGGCAAUAAAAUACCCAAUUUGCCCAAUGUUAAACCUGCUACCGUUGUUUUUCCUAAAGCUACUUGUUUCCCAGAAAGGAUUGAAGAUGCUCCGUCUGUUGCCACCGUCACUGUUCAUGUUUCAAGCAACAUGGAGUUUUCGCCGAGUAAAUCAGAUGGGAUGUCAGUUUCUAUGGAUGAGACAAUGUCUUGUGAUUCUUUCAAGAGUCCUGAAAUUGAAUAUCUGGACAACAGUGAUAUUUCAGGACUCGAUUCGAUUGAGGGAAAGACGUUGAAGAAUCUUAACAUCUCUGAUACUGCAGAGCAAGCAGGCGGCAACUUGUGCAGUAGAGACAUACUUGUUGAGUUGGAAAAAACAGACAAAUUUUUCAAUGUUGAUAAUAAUUACAUGGAUCCACAACUCUGUGCAUCCGUUGCUUGUGAUAUCUACAAGCACCUACGUGCAUCUGAGGCAAAGAAAAGGCCUUCAGCAGACUUCAUGGAGAAAAUUCAGAAGGACAUAAAUCCCAGCAUGCGUGCUAUAUUGAUUGACUGGCUUGUGGAGGUGGCUGAAGAGUACAGACUUGUACCUGAUACAUUGUAUUUGACAGUAAAUUACAUAGAUCGGUAUCUUUCAGGGAAUGUGAUGAAUAGGCAAAGGCUACAACUACUUGGUGUUGCUUCCAUGAUGAUUGCCUCUAAAUAUGAGGAGAUCUGUGCACCUCAGGUGGAGGAAUUUUGUUAUAUAACUGAUAACACGUACUUCAAAGAUGAGGUUUUGCAGAUGGAAUCUACUGUCUUGAAUUUUCUAAAGUUCGAAAUGACAGCCCCAACAAUUAAAUGUUUCUUAAGAAGAUUUGUUCGUGCAGCUCAAGGAGUCGACGAGGUCCCUUCACUGCAACUAGAGUGCUUGACAAACUAUAUUGCCGAAUUGUCUCUCUUGGAGUACAGCAUGCUUUGUUAUGCUCCAUCACUUAUAGCUGCUUCUGCAAUUUUCCUGGCCAAAUUUAUACUUCUUCCUUCAAAGAAACCUUGGAAUUCCACAUUGCAGCAUUACACCCUCUACCAGCCUUCUGAUUUGUGUCUUUGUGUAAAGGAUCUCCAUCGCCUUUGUUGUAAUAGCCCUAAUUCUAAUUUGCCUGCAAUUAGGGAGAAAUACAGUCAGCACAAGUACAAAUAUGUGGCCAAGAAGUACUGCCCUGCAUCAAUACCUCCGGAAUUUUUUCAGAAUUGAGCAGAGAUGACAGUCCAAUUUCCGGUUGGAUGAUAGGCUUAGAUUGACUUAACUUCUGUCCCGAGAGAGAAGGCACUUCUUCUCUGUACACUGUAUAAUGUAGUUGCCAACCCCUUUCAUCGUAAUUAGAAAUUUUGUAUCUGCUUAUUUUGAUGUGCAUACCGUUGAUGCCCCCACAAAUUCACAAAAAAUCAACGCUUC
This is a messenger RNA of Gastrolobium bilobum, 1674 nucleotides long. Its product is annotated as cyclin-A1-1-like. Lineage: Eukaryota; Viridiplantae; Streptophyta; Magnoliopsida; Fabales; Fabaceae. The coding region runs from base 1 to 1473 and encodes 490 amino acids. The record is from RefSeq and is a predicted model, not a curated record. The transcript is spliced from 11 exons. Gene Ontology annotation, biological process: regulation of cyclin-dependent protein serine/threonine kinase activity; mitotic cell cycle phase transition. Gene Ontology annotation, cellular component: cytoplasm; cyclin-dependent protein kinase holoenzyme complex; nucleus. Gene Ontology annotation, molecular function: cyclin-dependent protein serine/threonine kinase regulator activity.